UUCCGGUAUGCGACUGUAGGUGGUGCCAGAGCACCAAAAAGAUAUGCUGCCAGGCUGCAGGGGCCUCUGCACAGUAAUAUAUCGGCAGAGCUUCCGGUGGAUGGAGCUGUAGAACUGUACCGUGAUCGGAUUACAAAAAUCCGUGAGUGCCCUACCUGCAACUGCUUUCUUACCCACAGAAGAAAACAAAGACGAGGGGAGUCGGAGGUACUUAUAUGGAACCAGAUGUGGCCCAAGGAGUCGGCGAGUGAUAAAUGCACUGACUGACAGAUGUUCUACAACUGCGCCCAUUGGAUUAAGGCUUGAUGUGCCAUUUGGCAGUUCCCUUUGCUCUGAGUGGAUCACAUUGUGCUGGCCUGUGAGAAUCCUCUGUCAGCCUUUGUAUGGUUUCGUAUAGAACACAGAGAGUCACCUUGCAGCACUUGGAUCAGGAGUCAGACCCUGGGGGUACAGGUCGGAGUGAAGAUCUUGCUGGACUACAAGAACGAUGGUGCUGCUGGGAAUUCUUCUGAAGUCGCUAUUCCCUGUGGUUCUUUUCUACAGUUUUCUCUCAUUCUGGGUUCCUGAUGGUGCUGGAUCGAAAAACAAUGACACCAAAAAGACAAACUUCAUUGUCAUUUUAGCUGACGACAUUGGAUGGGGCGAUCUUGGCGCAAACCAGCCGCACCUGGAAUCCCACACGCCCAACUUGGACGCAUUUGCCGCUGAUGGAGUUAGAUUUGUGGAUUUCCACUCGGCAGCCUCCACUUGUUCCCCCUCUCGGGCCUCUCUGCUCACAGGAAGGCUGGGCAUCCGCAACGGAGUCACCCAUAACUUUGCUGUUGAGUCGCUUGGGGGGCUCCCACUUAACGAGACCACUCUGGCUGAGGUUUUAAAGGAAUCUGGCUACGCCACGGGUCUGAUAGGAAAAUGGCAUCUGGGUCACCAUGGUGAAUAUCAUCCCAAUGCCCGAGGCUUUGAUUAUUACUAUGGGAUUCCCUAUAGCAACGACAUGGGAUGCACAGAUGCCCCCGGAUACAACAUCCCUCCCUGCCAGCCUUGCCCAUUGUGCCACAAUGCUCCGCAAAGUGCCCGGGGAGAGUGUUACACCAAACUGGCCCUUCCUCUAAUGGAAAACCAAGUGAUUGUGGAGCAACCUGUGGAUUUAAGCCGUUUGCCGGAGAAAUACGCACUCAAAGCAAAGGGGUUUAUUAAAGAAGCGAGAUCCCGGGGGCAGCCAUACUUCCUGUACGUGGCUUUGGCUCACAUGCAUGUGCCACUUACCACCCACUCAGAGGUUCCCAGCCGCCAGCCUUAUGCUGACAGCCUGAGAGAGAUGGAUGAUCUGAUUGGACAGAUUAAAGCUAGCGCAUAUGGUGCUGUGGGGCAGGACACACUUCUCUGGUUUACAGGUGACAAUGGCCCCUGGGCCGAGAAAUGCGAUUUUGCAGGAAGUGUUGGUCCCUUUGUGGGCGCAUGGCAGAUUGUACAAGGGGGCAGCUCAGCCAAGAAGACUACCUGGGAGGGUGGGCACCGGGUCCCGACACUAGCUUACUGGCCCGGAAAGAUCCAAGGGAACCGUACCAGUUUGGCCUUACUAAGCACACUGGACAUCUUUCCCACUUUGGUGUCCCUGGCAAACACAUCCCUGCCAGCCAACAGGCGAUUUGAUGGCAUAGACAUAUCAGGGAUUCUGUUUGGGCACUUGCAGGAAGGGCACAAGAUCUUGUACCAUCCUAACAGCGGCGCCGCUGGGACAUUUGGAAAUCUAGAAGCCGUGCGACUGGGCCAGUACAAGGCAUUUUACACUACAGGCGGAGCCCUGGACUGUAAUGGAAGCAUUGGGCCAGCUCAGCACCACGACCCUCCACUUGUGUUUAACCUCAACCGGGACAUACAGGAAGGGUCCCCACUUGAUACAGAGAGUCAAGAGUACCACACACUCUUACUGCACUUAAAACAGGCAAUGGGGGACAUUCAGGCUGAUAUUUCAAUGGAUAAUGUCUCUUCAGCAGAUUAUUUACAAGAUGUUUCAGCAGUUCUGUGCUGCAACCGAGAGCAUGUGGCCUGCCGCUGUACUGAGCUGUGAUGCCUCAAGGCUUCCAACUCUCCCCUACAAUGUUUCGCCGGUGCCAUGAUCCAUACAGAAUAAGAGAUUGGUGUCUUCUCAGGUCAGAACUUGGAAACAGGACUUCCUCCAACACAGAAAUGGAUAAAGAAUUGUAUGGGAAGAUACCUGCCAGGCCAGGAUCUGGCUGAAUUGAUGUCCAACUCGAAUUAAACAACAAGGGAGCUUGACUGGAGAAAUGAUUAUUUGGCCCCCUAUUAGGGCAAACUUGCUGCUGACUUAGUCUAGAGUGGUAGGUGAUGACUGCAUGUGGAUAACUUCACUUCUAACUUAUUGACACUGUCUGGUCCUUAGGGUCGAUGACUCCUCCCUCCGUUACAUGCAAGAAUUUGUGGAAAUAUCCCUUACAAUGAAAGCCAUAGCACAUUCCCAAAAUGACCUAAUGGCUCAGUGGUUAGUGCGGCUGCUUUCCAGAGCUUGGGACGUGAGAUCAAUUCCCUCCUUGAGAUAAGUGAGUUUCUAUGUUGUCUGUGUGGGUGGUUGUGCUACAUAAAUAAUCUAGGUGGGCAACUGCUGCCUUGAAGUGCUUCAGUCCUGAGUUCAGUUCCAGUCAACAUAUUGUCUGCAUGGAGUUGUGUGUUCUCUCUGUGCCUGUGUUGGCAUACUACAAAACAAGCGUUUAUGUGUGUCUGCAUAGAUGCAGUUGGAGCCGAACCCAGGGCUGAAAAGGGACAAACAGUGUUGUCCUUUAAGUAAAUGUUUAUGUAGACAUGGGACAAAUAUAAAAUCCUCAGUGUAAAACCUCUCAAUGUUCAUGUUUGUAACCAGAAUCAGCACUGCUUAUCAACAAGACUUAACAACAUUUCAUAGCUGUAAUGUUUGUACUGGGAAUAAUCCCAUAAUCCACUUUAGAGCAUUAAUCUGGGAACAUGCCCCUAUAUGCCGGUUAUGUAAGGUGCCACACGUGACCAAACACCUGUAAAUGUAACACUGUCAGGCCUGCGGGUCCCCCUGUGGCUAGUACUGGCAACUGGGAGAUGGAGUUUUGCAGCCCAGUCACACAGCUAUUACACAGAGGCAGAUGCAGAACCAGACAAAUUCAUUGCAGGGUUUUAUUCUUCAUCUACAUGUUUUUAGUUUUGUUCUGCACAUAAGUAACUUGCAGGGUACAAUGUGAAUAAAUUGCUCUAUGGACAGGAAUAAUACAUAAAAUUAGAUAUUCUGAGCUUUCGACACACGGACAUUUGUAUAAAUAAAAUUUGCAUAAAUUAGGCAAAUACCACUUUAUAUAAAAAAAGGAUAAAUAAAAAAUUCUAUGAGUGAGUCUGAAUGGUGACGCAUCCGUAUG
Messenger RNA from Xenopus laevis (African clawed frog), 3395 nucleotides. RefSeq names its product arylsulfatase G (gene arsg.L). Gene Ontology annotation, molecular function: arylsulfatase activity; N-sulfoglucosamine-3-sulfatase activity. Lineage: Eukaryota; Metazoa; Chordata; Amphibia; Anura; Pipidae. Gene Ontology annotation, cellular component: lysosome. The transcript is spliced from 14 exons. The coding region runs from base 488 to 2068 and encodes 526 amino acids. The record is from RefSeq and is a predicted model, not a curated record.